Molecule: messenger RNA, 1449 nt
Organism: Rhodotorula toruloides NP11
Lineage: Eukaryota; Fungi; Basidiomycota; Microbotryomycetes; Sporidiobolales; Sporidiobolaceae
Exons: 2
Coding region: 1-1449 (482 amino acids)
Source: RefSeq, a predicted model, not a curated record
AUGCCGCACUGUUACCCUCGACUUCCCUUCGAGCUUGUCGAGCGCAUCUGCCAGGAUGCUGUCGCGGCAAAUUCGUACGACUUGAACGUCGAGCAGCUCGGCAGGAGCGUCUCACUGGUCUGUCGGGAAUGGAAGGAAAUCGGCCAGGCGCUUGCGUUCAAGCAACCUGUGCUGGGGCGGUACUCGAAGCGGGGUGACUUAGCAGCCGUCCUGGUCGAGCACCUCGACCGGUACCCUCACCUGGCAGACCUCGUGCGGGUGCUGAAGGUGCAGUUCUCUUGGAACGCAACGGACGCUGCACUCCAGCCGCUGUGUCGACUCCUCGAACGAUGCCGCCAGGUGACCGAAGUCGUUUGGCACGACGAUAAGCUGAAGAUGGUCCCUGCGAUGCUACCCUUCUUCCCUCGCACUACCCUCACCUCACUGGACCUUGGAUCUCUGCACGGAAGCUGGGAUCCUGCACCGGUCUUGCGCUUUCUUCCGGAGUGUCUUCAACUCCGUCACCUGACUUUGCGUGCGGUCAAUCUUCCCGCCCACCCCGGCGCCCCGAUUUCCGCCCCAUCCGGCGUCCCUGCUCUUCCGCUUCGCACCUUGACCCUCGAGUUCAACGGUUACAACGACCAGCGUCGACUCAGACCUCCCCCCUCGUUCGCUCGCAUAGAAGCCAUCGUCGUCCAGCGCUUCUUCCGCCUGAUCGAACCUACAACUCUUACAUCCUUCGCGAUUUCGUUCCACACCCGCAACUUUGGCGGCGUGAGCAAGUGGAUCAGCGCAUGCGUCAACCUUCGCAGCCUUGUCGCAUGGAUGCAGGACGGCGACUUGACACCCUACACGUCCCGUCUCACCUCAAUGAUUGUCCCUCUGAGGCAAAUGCGACGUCUCGAGCUGUACGGCGAUAGGAGCGUGCAGUAUCGUUCCAAUUUGUCCGAAGGAGAAGAAAACCUUCACGCCGUCUGCUUGUCUGCCUUCCUCGACUUGCUGCCGACAACGCUCGUCACGUUCAACGUUGCCAUCUGGGCACCAGCAGGAGAUUGCUGCGGCAUUUUCAAGGCGUUCUUAAGGUGCCGCCUAUACAACUCGCCUUUGCUCGCCGCCACGAUUGACUCGGCAGCGGGUCGCUGGGAUCGCAUAUCGGUCACAGCAAACAAGCAACGGCUCACAUCUCAAGAUGGCAGGCGUCGACGGACGUGGUCAAAUGUUGGCGAGUACGAAGGGACGAUUAGGCGGACUACUCCGCCUUCCGAGCUGGCUUGCGAACCUGCAGAGGACGUCUGGCCGUUUGCAGCAUCCAGGAGGGAGCGGGUCAGUGCGCGCUGGCUUAUGAGCUACCGCUUCUGGGCAGGCUACUGCGAGACUUGCUAUGAGUCGGAUGACGGGAGCUGGGAGCUAGAUCGCGGGCAGCAGGAUCGGUCAUGGUGGUGGAGGGACUCGGAGAAGGAGAGGCUGUAG